This is a messenger RNA of Stegodyphus dumicola, 1080 nucleotides long. RefSeq lists its product as uncharacterized. Lineage: Eukaryota; Metazoa; Arthropoda; Arachnida; Araneae; Eresidae. The record is from RefSeq and is a predicted model, not a curated record.
AUGCUCGAUAAAUGUCUAUAUGUCGAGGAUUUUGUUGGAGCUCUCGACAACGUCUCAUCUGCCUUUCAAUGGCCGUGUGAAGCCAAAAGGAUUAUGGCUGACGUUGGAAUGAAUUUAUGUAAGUGGAUUUCCAACAGCAAGGAACUGUUACAAACAUGGGAAGACAAGGGGUUCAAGAUCCAUCCCAUUCAUUCAAAGGCUAAUCCUACGGAAAAACUACAAAAGGUUCUCGGUCUUCCGUGGCACGUACAUCAAGACUACAUCACUAUUCAUGUGAAAGAUUUACUCGAGUUUAAUAAAGGAGAAAGUGUUACAAAAAGAACUGUGUUAAAAACAACAGGAAAAUUGUACGAUGGGCUUGGUCUUCUAACGCCUAUGUCACUCAAAUGUCAAUUCCAAGAACUGUGGCUUAGGAAGUGUUCAUGGGAUGCAGAACUUCCAGCAGACCUCCUUCAAAAGUAUACUCAAUGGAAGCUUGAGUUAUCUGAUAUUACGAACUUACAAGUCCCUAGGAUGAUCCUCGACGGUAGCCUAGGUGAUGCCAACGAACUUCAAAUCUGCGUCUUUUCCGAUGCCAGCCAAGGAGCAUACGGAACUGCAGUAUACUUAAGAGUUAAAAAUGUUGACAAAAUAUCAGUAAACUUAAUUGCUUCGAAGAGUCGUGUUGCCCCAUUAAAGAAACUGUACCAAAACUUGAACUCAUGGGGGAUUGCUCGCAGCCAGACUUGCGAAAAAUUAGAACAAAUUAUCAUAUUGUUGUGGACUAAAGGACCUCACCAUAAGUGGAAACAGUUUGUUUCCAAACGUGUAAAAGAGAUUCAGGCUCUUAGCAAUCCUGAAGUUUGGUUGCACAUACCUGGUAAACUGAAUAUAGCUAACCUUGUAACAAGAGGAGUUAGUGUAGAAGGUCUUUUAAAAAAUGAGACCUGGUGUUCAGGUCCUGUAUUCUUAAGAACAAAUGAAGUCUCAGUAUUUCAGGGUAAUAAUUCUAUUCCAGAAGAAUAUUAUAUUUCAGAAAUGAAAAAAAGGUUCUCCUGUGUAGAAGGAGAUAUACCUGUAUGUUUUGCUGCAACUAAUUAG